CUUUGUACGUAUAAAGACUGCUAAAGCUUUGUAGAACAAGUCUCUGCCUCAUUAAGACACCACUCCGUCAAGGAAUCCAGACCAGCUAUGGAAAGCUGAAGUACAAAACAGACUGGGCGGCAGCUGGGCAUUGAACAUUGAGAAGUGGACCAGAGAAGAAGAGAAAGCAAAAUGGCUUCUGUUGGUCUCCAGAUGAUGGGCUACUUCAUGGCCGUGUUGGGUUUGAUUGGCGCAGUCAUCGCAACGCUCCUUCCUGACUGGAAGGUCAGCUCCUACAUCGGCGCCAGCAUUGUGACGGCCGUGGGUUUUAAUAAAGGACUGUGGAUGGAGUGCGCCGUCUUUAGCACCGGUAUCACCCAGUGUGACAUAUAUAACUCCAUGUUGGGUCUUCCACCAGAAACCCAAGCCGCCCAAGCCCUCAUGAUAACCUCUUGCGUGGUAUCAUGCUUGUCCACCCUCCUCACCGUCUUUGGCAUGAAAUGCACUAUCUUCAACCAAGGGAGCCCCGGCAAGGAUAAACUGGCAGUGACCGGCGGCGUCAUGUUCAUCCUGGGUGGGGUCAUCUGCAUGGUGCCCAUCUGCUGGAACCUGCACACGAUCCUCCAAGACUUUUACAACCCGUUGCUCCCCGACGCGCAGAGGUACGAGAUCGGAUCGGCCCUGUAUCUCGGCAUCGUGUCUUCCUUACUCUCCGUGGUGGGCGGCGCCAUUCUUUGCACCUCUUGUCCCCCCAGGGAGCCGGACCGGGGCUUUUACAACAAAUACCAGAGCAGGACUUUGGCGGCCAGCAAGGCGCAGAACUCCAAGAAAGAGAACAGCGGGUACAGCCUCACAGGUUACGUAUAAGUCGAUCGGAAGCCUUUAGACGUACUCUACUCCAGCUUGAUAGAUCAGUAGUUGAUUUCCUACUCCACAUACUGUCGCGCCAGUAGACUUAAGAGACUGCUAAUCCUAUUAAUUAAUACUGCU
This is a messenger RNA of Nanorana parkeri, 969 nucleotides long. RefSeq names its product claudin 2 (gene CLDN2). Lineage: Eukaryota; Metazoa; Chordata; Amphibia; Anura; Dicroglossidae. The record is from RefSeq and is a predicted model, not a curated record. Gene Ontology annotation, biological process: bicellular tight junction assembly; calcium-independent cell-cell adhesion. Gene Ontology annotation, cellular component: plasma membrane; bicellular tight junction. Gene Ontology annotation, molecular function: structural molecule activity. Bases 172 to 846 code for a protein of 224 amino acids. The transcript has a single exon.